Molecule: messenger RNA, 1857 nt
Organism: Aethina tumida (small hive beetle)
Lineage: Eukaryota; Metazoa; Arthropoda; Insecta; Coleoptera; Nitidulidae
Product: KIF-binding protein
Exons: 4
Coding region: 69-1715 (548 amino acids)
Molecular function (GO): protein binding
Source: RefSeq, a predicted model, not a curated record
AAAAAUUAUGGUGACAUUUACUCUUUUUGAAUCGUUUUUCAUUGCAUUUAUUUAGAAAAAUUAUUAAAAUGGCUUUAAUGCCAGAAGUGCUAAAUAAUCUCAAAGUUCUAUUCAAUAAUCUGAUAAAAUGUCCGAAAUACAAUAAAAAGGACAACGAAAACCAACAAUCGGGCGACUCAAACAUAUCCGGAGACAAUUGGGAAAAAAAUGUUGAAAACAUUAUAGAGACCAUUGAUGAACAUCUACCAAAGGUUGAAACUGGUUCGGACGACUUCAUACGGCUGCUCUCGAUGAAAGCAUCGAUUUUAUAUGAAAAAGCUAAAAUAUACUUGAACAGUGAAAUGUUGGAUAAGACACAAGAUGUAUUAAUCAAUGCUUUGAACAUCAUUGAACAUUUUGCAAAGAAUCCGAAAAUGACAUUUUUGUAUUUGAAGAUCAUUAAUCAUUUAUCUUAUUCCCUCUCUAGAAAAGGUGACACUGAAAAAGCCAAAGAAUUGUUGGAGAAAGUGCUUGAAGAAGACAUCGAGACUCCGAUCCUCUUCAACACCGAAGAUUUGUUUAAUGACGUAGAAACUGAUCAGACUUACGUGGAUUAUAAGUUCAACAAGCUUAUGGUCAACAACAUGCAAAUCUUAAGUUGGAUUUAUGGCAAGUUAGGCUUGUACGAUUCACACACUGCCAUGCAACAUAAAACACUACAACGAUUGUUGGAGUAUCAAGAUUUUGAUAUUCUACAGUGGACAUCGAAAUGUUGUCGACUCGCUUCUUUAUUCUUAACUCAAUGUCAAUGGGUACAUGCUAGAUAUCAUCUUAGUGCCGCACAGACUCUUUUAGAUCACGUAGAACCAGCUGAUACCAAUGAAUCCAAUGAAAUUUUAAAGGGACAAGCUGAAUUAUCCAAAAGUUUCAUGAGUUAUGCCAUGCAUCUAUUUAGUAUGAGCAAAAAGAUGAUGAUGGAAAACGCUUAUUAUUCAGGAUUUUCGAAUUUUACUCCCAAUUUUGAUGAGGGAAUAUCUCCCGAGGAGCCCCUACCUGAGUCUUUUGAAUUCGACGGAAUCGACGUAAAAAUUUUACAAAUACCAGCCUCUCAAAUCACCACGACUGCCCAAGCCAGAAGGAUGGCUCAGUACGUAAACAAGUGGAUACAGAGAAUCCAACUAUACUACAAUCUUAGAGAUUUCCCAAGCGAGUUCAUUAACGCUGUACUGGAUCUCAGCGAGGUGUACAAACAUUUAUCAUUUUUUGAAACCGAUUUAGAUUUUCAAUACACCGUGCAAAGAACAAGGUCCGACUCUUUGGAAAACCUGUGCGAAUGUUUAAGAGAAAUUAGACCCAAUAGUUACAUUUCUAUAAGUGUUGAUCUGUUGCGUGAAAUGGCCGAAGUACAAAUUGAUCUAAUGACCAUUAAUUUAAAAAGACUGCAUCAGUCUGAGAAAAUGUCCUCUUCUUCUGAGAACAUCAAAAAACGUGUGGCAGCAGUUUCGGCAAUUCACAAAAAAUUGGAAGAAGUUAGUGAAAUAUUAAACGGCAUGGAUUUGGUGACUGUUUAUGAGAAUCCCGAAAUAAAAAAUGUGAUGGUUGUUGAAGAGCACUUGCCUAAAAAGUGUUCCUCUCAAGGAGAUAUUCCAAAAAUCAAUGUCGAAGAAAAGACAUCAAAAAUCGAAUUGGAGGGCAACAAUUCCCUGACCGCUGUUACUGAUGAAAUCGACAAGUAAUUUUUCCACAAUUUUCAUGCGUACCUACAUUUUUUGUUUAAUUUGUAAAUUUGUAGUUAUUAUGAGCCUGUUUUGAUUAUAUGUUGUCAUAUUUCUCAUUAAUAAAAAUAUUUCUGGAGACAAUAAUUUGCCUCAUCACUCU